Messenger RNA from Oikopleura dioica, 459 nucleotides. NCBI's taxonomy places the organism in Eukaryota, Metazoa, Chordata, Appendicularia, Copelata, Oikopleuridae. The record is from the annotation of a GenBank genome assembly.
AUGAACGCAAUUGAAGUCAUGCUCAGUCAUACAGAUGUUAGCCACAUUUGUAUCUCGGAAAAGCAGCAAGACAAGGACGCCCGCGAGGUUUUCCAGAAAAUUGAGCUUUACGAGUUGCAGAACUACAUCGGAUUGAAAGACCACAUCAAAGUGUAUGAGCAACUAUCAACAAUCGUCGAUUUUUACGAGAAGCAGCGAGAGAUUAUCGAAAAAAGGUUAGCGGACAUAAACGAAAUCACUACGAAGUACGGCAGCAUGCGAGCACCUCCCUAUCGACCAGGAAGAGGUGGUUUAGCAAACAGGCUCUCUCGGGUAGCGAACAUCAGAUUGAUGAAACAAAAGAAGCAGCAACAAGCGUACCUGAUUUCAAAAAUGCAAGAAAUAAUUGGCAACUACGAAUCAGAGCCACCUCAGCUCGAACUUCUUGAAUUUGCGAUUCCUGAUUCCGGAAGUCCUUGA